AAUAGCACAACGUUCGAAGCCAUUGCCCGAAAACAUGGCACCAACAAGGUCACCUCCCACAGAUACCAGGCCAUGUACGAAAAGUAUCUCGGUCCUCUCCAGGGUAAGCCUGUCAAGUUCCUUGAGAUCGGACUUGGGUGCAACAUGGACUAUGGUCCUGGGGCUUCUUACAACACAUGGCUCGAGUUCCUCCCCGGCGUUGACCUCUACUUCAUUGAGAACGACCGGGUAUGUGCUGAGACAUUCAAGCACAACAACCCGAGUGCUCGCAUUGCGAUCGGCGAUCAAGCAAGCGUCCAGUUUCUGACCCAGUUUGCCAACGAGUCUACCCGGGACGGUUUAUUUGACGUAAUUGUCGACGAUGGUGGUCACGGUAUGGUGGAGCAAAUCACUUCUCUCGAACAACUGUGGAAGAUUGUCAACCCAGGCGGCCUGUAUGUGAUCGAAGACCUCCAGACCAGUUACCGGGAGCACUGGGGAGGAGAUUCGUCAGGGAGGGACACAAGGAAACAUACAACCAUGAAAUAUGUUUAUGGACUCCUCGACGACAUGAUGGCCGGGUGGACCAAGCAUUCCAUCAGUCGCUCGCUGGAGAGUGUAGACUGCAUGGCCGAGAUUUGCGUCCUGAGAAAGACUGCCUAA
This is a messenger RNA of Fusarium vanettenii 77-13-4, 642 nucleotides long. RefSeq lists its product as uncharacterized. The transcript has 2 exons. Lineage: Eukaryota; Fungi; Ascomycota; Sordariomycetes; Hypocreales; Nectriaceae. The annotation marks the transcript as partial. The record is from RefSeq and is a predicted model, not a curated record.